UACUGAGCUUUUGUCUCUGAAUUCUUCUCUCUGCAUCAUUCAUUUUGACAAACUUCUUGUCAUGUCUUGGUCUGGUCUCUUUGACCUGGAUGGCUCUUUAUAUAGUUUGGUUUGACAGUUAGCAGGUUGUCUUCAAGUGCUGUUUUGCCUGAAGCGUCUUUAGCUGCUCUGUCUCCACAAAGACUGCUCUCCCAGCCAUGGAGCCUCUUGCUGAGAUUCCAUUAUUUGAGUUUGAUGAUGAUGAUGAAGAUGUAGAGGAGUCCAGUUUUUCUACAGAGACCAGUGGUAAAUGUCCAUAUGCCACGCAUGCACUUUCAUCAUGCGACACCGCAGGCCCAGACACCUUUAUUUAUAUGAACUUUAUGAAAAGCCACUGUUGCUACGAUGCCAUCCCCACCAGUUCCAAAUUGGUCAUUUUCGACACAACCCUGCAAGUAAAAAAGGCCUUCUUUGCUUUAGUGGCAAAUGGUGUUCGAGCAGCACCACUUUGGGACAACAAGCUUCAGUGUUUUGUAGGCAUGUUGACAAUCACUGACUUUAUCAACAUUCUUCAUCGCUACUACAAGUCUCCUCUGGUUCAGAUUUAUGAGCUGGAAGAACAUAAAAUAGAGACUUGGAGAGAGAUCUACCUCGAAUAUGCUUCUAAUAAGCUGAUCAGCAUCACUCCUGAGUGCAGUCUGUUUGAAGCAGUUUAUUCGCUGUUGAAAAAUAAGAUCCAUCGAUUGCCCAUCAUUGAUCCCGCAUCAGGAAAUGUCCUUCAUAUCCUCACUCACAAGCGAAUUCUCAAAUUUCUUUAUAUUUUUGGUGACUUGAUUCCUAAACCUAGAUUUUUGCAAAGACGCAUCAGUGAAGUGGGGAUUGGAACCUUUAGAGAGAUUGCUACUGUGCAGGAAUCCGCCUCUGUCUAUGAUGCACUAACCAUUUUUGUAGAAAGAAGAGUAUCAGCUUUACCAGUGGUCAAUGAUCAAGGCAAAGUGGUGGCUCUGUAUUCCAGGUUUGAUGUAAUUAACCUUGCUGCUCAAAAGAACUACAACAACUUAAACAUGACAAUGCGAGAAGCCCUUUCUUCCAGGACCUGUUGGGUGGAGGGUGUACUUAAAUGUUACCCCUAUGAAACUCUAGAGACCAUUAUGAACCGCAUUGCUAAGGCUGAGGUGCAUCGUUUGGUGUUGGUGGAUUGUGAAGAGGUGGUUAGGGGGAUAGUGUCUUUGUCUGACAUCCUACAAGCCCUCAUACUGUCUCCUGCAGACAUUGCUGUGAGGACUCCCUGUCUACUUUGAAGAUGACAAGCAGGAAAUUAGAAGUAUUUAAUAAGGGCAAAUAGUUGUCUAAUUAAACCAAACAAUGUUUAAUGGACUGUCAAAAUCAGUGCUAAGCCAACACUUUUCUACAUAGUUUGUGUACGAGCUAGUAUCUGUCAGUAUCUGAGAAUUUUUGUAGGAAAGUAUCACUGUGUAAUGACAUUUGAAUGUCCACUUUUUUGUCUUUCAUUUUGUAAUGUUUUAUAACUUUUGGUACAAAUUUUGUCUGUAGUUUAUAAAUCUGUCACAUGAAAACACACCUUAGUCCUGUAGGGAAUGUUUGGUGCUGAUAGUAUAAAUUCCCACAAUGAGGGGGUGAGAAGGUGGGGGUUAAGAUUUAUUUUUAUUUGCAUUAAGUGUCAAAAUGUGUUGUUGAACUCCACAGUUUACAUUUAAGCAAAAACUUUGCAUUAAUUAAUAUGUAAACUCAAUGCACUUAAC
Molecule: messenger RNA, 1742 nt
Organism: Boleophthalmus pectinirostris (great blue-spotted mudskipper)
Lineage: Eukaryota; Metazoa; Chordata; Actinopteri; Gobiiformes; Gobiidae
Gene: prkag3b
Product: protein kinase, AMP-activated, gamma 3b non-catalytic subunit
Exons: 13
Coding region: 198-1280 (360 amino acids)
Source: RefSeq, a predicted model, not a curated record